This is a messenger RNA of Camellia sinensis, 1512 nucleotides long. RefSeq lists its product as uncharacterized. The record is from RefSeq and is a predicted model, not a curated record. NCBI's taxonomy places the organism in Eukaryota, Viridiplantae, Streptophyta, Magnoliopsida, Ericales, Theaceae. Gene Ontology annotation, biological process: mRNA splicing, via spliceosome.
UUCAUUUUCCCUCCAACCCAAAAACAACUGUCAUCUCUUCCAAAAAAAAAAAAACCCAGAGGAAGAGAGAGAGAAUUGGCUUAUGAUUCUCUCUCUCUAGCUAGAAACCCUCCCGAUUGAAAGCUCAAAAUUACAGGUCCCCUUAAAUCUCCAUUGCAAAAACCACAAUGCCCUGUUGUUAUCCAUCGUGAAUCUCCAUAAGAAAUCCUUUCUUUUUAACCUAGCCAUGGGUUGAUUUGAUCAUCAAUUCUAGAGUCGUACUCAUGCAAAUCCUUGCGUACGACGACGAUUCUCUCCCUAGGGUUUCGUUCGAUUCGCAGAAUCAACGUCGUCGUCGUCAACAUCGUCGUGGUUCUUCGUGUUGUGGAGUCCCUAUCUCUCCUCAUUUGCGCAUUGGUGGUGGCCUCUCCAGAAAGAGCUUUUCAUACGACGAGCUUCCUCAGCAGCCUCUCAAUCUCGCCAUUCUCAAACUCGAUGGCUCCUCCUUUGAUGUUGAGAUUGCGAAGACGGCAAGGGUGGCCGAGUUGAAGAUGGCGGUGGAGGAGGUAUUCAGUCAUAGGCCGAGGAAAGGACCUGGCAAGAUUUCAUGGUCACAUGUUUGGGGGCAUUUUUGCUUAAGCUAUGACGGUUGGAAGCUACUUGCUGACAGCGAACCUAUCAGCAAUUAUGGGAUCAGUGAUGGAGAUCAGCUUCAUUUUGUCCGGCACGUCUCAGUUAACUACAAUCUAAUAAGGAGCCGGCCACCAAAAGAUAGAUUGUUUGCUUUGGAGCAACUCAAGAUAUCAGAUGCCCGCUUAGAGGGGGGACAGAAAGAUGAAAAAGAUGACAGUAGUGAUGAUCAAGAAAAUUCACCACCCCAGCAUUAUGAUGACAGGAACGAGGAUAUCAUGAGCAGCUAUGAAUCGAAGUUAUCUCAGUUAUUUGGACGGUGGUUCGCAUACCGUAGACUGGGGAACCCAAGAAGGAAAGUAAAAGGUAGCUCUUUUUCGUCACGAUGGACAGAUGAUUUCUUGGGAAGUUUCAGAAGUAUCGUACGGCUUUAUAGUAGUAACAAGCUCAAGUCCCAAACAGAUCCUUCGGAAGAGGUCUAGUGAUCUGCAUACAUAGUUGCACUAAACUUCAGUCAACUGAAUUGGUUAGUUGAAAGGAUUUUAAACUUCAAUUCAGGUUCAGUCUCAUCGAAGCUCAAAAAUAUGUAACCUUCUGAUCAUCACAAGUUGUCAAAUAUGCCCUUGUAGAGCUAACUAAUAGAAUGAAAAUGGUGUGCAAAUGGAUUUUUUAUACAGAAAAUUAAUCUGGAAUGAUGUGGUAGUAGUAUUUUAGUUUACAAACUUCAAUAAUGGGUGUUUUAGUUUACAAUAAAAGGCUAUAUCAUUCUGUAUCAUAAUUCUGUUUUGUAUGUAACAUUACUCGUACUAGAGAUUAUUCUAGAUGGUUCCAUGUUUGGCUACUCAAAAUUCAUGUCUAGUGAAUGCAUUCAUUUUUGUUCUGGUACCUGGAUAAUAUCAUUGA